GUGGAUUAGCCUUCAGUAAGACUGGGUGCAUGAGAGAUGUGUGCGAAAGUUGAUGUGGGCUCUGCAGGCCUACAGUAGGCGGACGGAAUGAUUUGACUGCGUGGGCGGGGAGCGCUACAUUCUGAUCAGACUUGAGGUGCCGACGGUGUGAAGGGAGAGCUGAUGUCUUGAUCAAGAAAAUAUGUGUUCAUGUGUUUUGCUUUGAUUUACUGGAUUACUUGACAUGACAGCGAAGAAACAACGUUUUAUUUUAAUACAAGAAUACACUAAGGAAGAGAAGUCUGUCCAUAUUUGGGCCUACUUGUUUGACUUAGCAGGUGGUGCCUGUGGAAAGAAGGGAACAGACGACUGACAGGUCGCAGGUUCCUAUCAGGGCCCAAUCCAGACUGUCCAGGCCCUGUGUCUACUUCACAAGGCCACCCAUUGCGCUGCGCCUCCCCCCACCCCCCGUGCCAUGGCUUCAACCACACGGCCCCCAAAUGGCUGCGGCGCCAACAUCCAGUCUCUCUACUUCAACUUGUGUGACCUGGAGGCAGUGUGGGGCGUUGUGGUGGAGGCCUUUGCCGCCGCUGGCAUCGUCUGCUCGUUUCUGUUGCUCAUCAUCCAGAUGGCGAGCCUGCCGUUUGUGCAGGACAAGACGCGCAAGAGCAUGACCCUGCUGCAGGCCAGCUUCCUGGUGUUCACGCUGGGCCUGUUCGGCCUGUCCAUCGCCUUCAUCGUGGGCCGGGACUUCACCACGUGCGCGGUGCGCCGCUUUCUGUUCGGCGUGCUGUUCACCGGUUGUCUGGCGUGUCUGCUGAUGCACGGCCUGUGGCUGUUUCUCCUGGAGCGUCAGGAGCGCGGGCCGCGCGGCUAUCUCCUCUGGCUGGGCGCCCUGGCCGUGUGGCUGGUGGAGGUCAUCAUCAACACCGAGUGGAUGAUCAUCACGGUGGCGCGCACCCCCGUGAGCAAGGCGGCCGUGACGUCCGAGUUCCUCUCGUGCCGCAUCACCAACAAGGACUUCGUCAUGGCGCUCAUCUACGUGAUGGUGCUGCUGGUGGCCGUGGUGCUCAUGGCCGUGCCGUCGCUCACGCACAAGCACCGGAGCCUCCGCCGCGACGCCAUCUACAUCCUGCUGACCGGCGUCCUCUCCAUGAGCAUCUGGAUCACCUGGAUCGUCAUGUACAUCCAUGGCAACCGGAUAGUGGGGGAUGCCACCUGGGACGACCCUACCUUAGCCAUCGCCCUGGUGUCCAACGGAUGGGUGUUCCUGGUGCUCUACACCAUCCCCGAGAUCUGCCUGCUCAGCUAUGAGAACCAGAGCGCAGAGGAACAUGAGCAUGAGGACCACCUUUACCCCACCAGGGGGGUGGUGUAUGAGAACAUUCUGAGGGACCAGACUCAGGUUGAGCAGAACAUGUACAUAGAAAACAAGGCCUUCACUAUGGAUGAGCCUAGCACAGCCAAGAAGUUUGCUUCUCCGUACAGUGGUUAUAAUGGCCAGCUACGUGGCGGUGUAUACCAACCAACUGAACUAGCGCUGAUCUCCAAAGGUCUUACCAAUAGGGACUUCUCCCAUGAGCCAGUAUUCCCCAGAGCUGCCGCUCCUCCGCCUGGGCAGGGCAGGAGUGGCUCUCUGCCCAAAACACCACAGCCGCUCCCCCUCAUAGGCCUGGCUCACACAAGCAGUGGAAAUGGCUUACAUAAGCAGUGGUGAAUGAAGUGCAGCAGCAUCGUGGAUAUUUGCCUCUUAGUUUGUCCUUUAUGUCAUUUCGUCACUGUAACUGAUCUGAACUGUAGUCACAGAAGGGCUGUGAGAAAGGGCCCUGUCCAGAGGAAAUGACCCCCCUGCUGGAAAGAGUGUUUCUGAUGUCCUCAAUCGCCCAGCAUCCCACGACUGGUAGCAGAGCCCCACCACAUCCCCAAAUUCCAGCCUUCGCGGCACUCCCAACCCAGAGGUCACAUACCAUGUGGGGGUCUCAGGGAAUAACUAGUAGUACUAGUACAUCAGAUGCACUGCACUGUAACUUCUAUUUUUGCAAAUAGUUGAAUUGGAUUUGUUACUGAUGAUACAAUUAACCACACAAAGAAAAGUGUAAGCUAAACUGAAAUGCAGCCUAUUUCUCAUUUGGUUCUAUGUGAUCAGUCACUAUUUUUAUUAGCAUACCUAUUCUCUUUUCAGUUACCAUGUCAGCAGUAGUCACUAUUGCUCCAUGGUUUAUAUGGACCUAUUGAAGGGGGUCAGGGACACUGAAUGCAAUUAAUUUUGAGCCAAUAUGUUAAUCAAAGAAAUAUUAUAUCAAGCAUAGCCAUUUCCAAAGAUGCUGCAGCUUAUAAUUAUUUGUAAAUAGGGAAGAUCAUUUCAGUCAAGCAUUGGUUAAUGUUAGUGAUGGUCAAGCUUACACUAGUUUAUAGUGUGCAAGAGUGAGUGCAGGCUUUUUAACCUUUAAUCAAGCAUAUCUGUACUGUUAAGCAAUGUUUAAUCAAGUUUUUAUACCAUAACUAUGAUGACUAUGCUUUAAGUUACAAAUCCUUCAAAUAUGAUUGAUAGUUUAGUAACAAGUUUAACAAUGUUACUUAUUAUUUUUAGUAAACAUUUAUGAUUUUGGAAAAUAAUCUAAACUUAUUCUUGUCAAUAAAUUAUCAAUCGCUACCCUGUCACUUUCAGUAACAAAACUAUAAUAAAUAAUGUUGACAUGAAAAAAGGAAAACAAAAAAAAAAGAAAAUGGUGGGGAACCAAAAUGAUGAAUAUUAUUUGAACAGUGUGAAUGAUUGACAAUAGUGAUCCAGAUGGAGCUGUCAAAAGGCUUCUCUGUUCUC
Messenger RNA from Alosa sapidissima (American shad), 2800 nucleotides. Its product is annotated as G-protein coupled receptor family C group 5 member C-like. Gene Ontology annotation, biological process: G protein-coupled receptor signaling pathway. Gene Ontology annotation, cellular component: extracellular exosome; signaling receptor complex; plasma membrane. Bases 455 to 1696 code for a protein of 413 amino acids. Lineage: Eukaryota; Metazoa; Chordata; Actinopteri; Clupeiformes; Clupeidae. Gene Ontology annotation, molecular function: G protein-coupled receptor activity; protein kinase activator activity. The transcript has 5 exons. The record is from RefSeq and is a predicted model, not a curated record.